AUGGCGACGGCGUUGAAGAAGAACAGGAAGAAGAGAGGACACGUCAGCGCCGGUCAUGGACGUAUCGGAAAGCAUCGCAAGCAUCCUGGAGGUCGUGGUAACGCCGGAGGUAUGCAUCACCACCGUAUCCUCUUCGACAAGUACCAUCCAGGUUACUUCGGUAAAGUCGGUAUGAGGUAUUUCCAUAAGCUCCGUAACAAGUUCUUCUGCCCAAUCGUUAACCUCGACAAGCUCUGGUCACUCGUACCUGAGGAUGUGAAGGCGAAAUCAAGCAAGGACAAUGUUCCUUUGAUCGAUGUUACGCAGCAUGGGUUUUUCAAGGUUUUGGGUAAAGGUCAUUUGCCUGAGAACAAGCCUUUCGUUGUGAAAGCUAAGCUUAUCUCUAAGACCGCCGAGAAGAAGAUCAAGGAGGCUGGUGGUGCUGUUGUGCUCACUGCCUAG
Arabis nemorensis is the source of this 441-nucleotide messenger RNA. Lineage: Eukaryota; Viridiplantae; Streptophyta; Magnoliopsida; Brassicales; Brassicaceae. The record is from the annotation of a GenBank genome assembly.